UUACCCAACAAAACUCGCUGCUCUCUCUCUCUCCCCUCGAAACUUUUCUCUCUCAUGCGCUACUCGCUCUCUCUCUCUCUCUCACAGUCUCAGUCAGUGUCCUCUGCCUCUCUUCUAGCCCUUCUCUUUCGUCUCUCUCCUCUUGCCACCACCGCCAUCGCGACGGCGCUGACCACCUCUCAUCUUGCCGUCAUGGCUUCGCUGACCCAUUUCUUCGAGUUCCGCCAUGGCUUCAAUUAUUGUCUCUUCUUCCUUCUUCAAUUCUCGCAAUCCAUUCUCUCCCUUUGAUCUAAACCAAUCAUUUUCUUUCGAUUUCUUGUUUGUUCCCAAGUCAAAGCCCUAAAUUUCGCUUGAUUUGUUGUUGAUCUGAUCUGAUUUGAGCUGAGAAAUCGUAUACAGUUUUAAUGGCUUCAACGAAGUCGUCUCGGUCAAGGGUACUGAAUAACACUGCAGCGAAGAGCAACAACCGCAAGGACUCGGGCAAUAAGCUCGAGGAAAAUCUCAACGUCUUCAAGUCCGAUAAUUUCGAUGCCGAUGGCUUUGUACAGUACAAGUGUAAUUCCUUGAACGAGAAGCAAUGCAAUCAAGUUUACCCAUGAAGGGAAGGUUGGAAUAAAUCUUUAUGUGGUACCAGCCCCAUCUUCGGUUAUGGAAGAUGGAUCCAAUCAGAAGAUCACUGCAGACAAGUCAAUAGUUUCAGUAAAUGUACACGAACUAGAUAAGUGUGUAUCAUUGUAUCAAAGUUGUUGCGAUCAAAAAGGUUUUCACGAAGAGAAACACGUGGAAGGUCCUUACAAAAACAACAAACUUCGUGACGAACCCACAAGCCCAGUUAGAAAUGGGGCCUCGAUAGAUGGAGGUGAAGAGAACCACCUUCAGCCAGAUGAAACAAUAGUAUGGAUAUAUUGCGAUGUUUAUGAUACGGGAAUUGGAAUACCGGAUGACAACAAACACAUUGGUAGAGAGUGCAGACAAGUGUUUUGCAAACGAAAGAAAAUGCAUGUUAGAAAAAGUUGUCGUCACUGUCCCAUCGUGUUAGAAAAAACAUUUGAAAGAAGUAGAAGAAAGAAAAAAAACAAGGGAGGUGCAACAAGAACAACUUAAUCAUAUGAACGACGUGGUUUUACAACUCACAACUCUGUUGCAGGGUUCAGACGGUCAUCGUCGUAUUUGGUAAGAAGAAUUUUAUUCAUAUGAUACUAAAAGUUCUACAAAAAAAUUUCACAUAUUGACAUUAUUGUUUUGGACCACUUGGAAUUAUUUUGACAUUAUACAAAUAAGAGGAGAAAAGAAAUAACACAUUAAUUCAUUAACUAAUUAAUUAAUUAUGUAAAAACAAUUCCAAGAGGAGCGGCAAGAAUAUUUAAUGAUGCAAAUUUCCUAUGUUAUAGCAAUAAUGGAAUUUCAUUAAAUGAUAAACUUAAAAAAAAAACACAUAGGACCUUGACAAAACAUCUUAAUUAGCACAUCUUCAGAAAUAGACUUGUGACAACAUACGUAAUGUAAUUCAGAUCCGUAAGUUGGGAGUAAGAGCCGAAUACGCCUUAAACUUAGUCGACAAAUGGCGUUCCAGGAGUGAAAAUUCAAAACAGCUCCCUCACCACCGUAUGGCUAUCACAGAUAGCUUCUCCAUGACAAUUAGGACCUAUGACAACAAACGGAAUGUAAUUUGGACCAGUAGGUUGGGAGUUAGAGCCGAAAACGCUUUAAACUUAAUUGAAAAAAAGUGUUUCAGGGGCAAAAAUUCAAAAUAGCCUCCGAACUAUCGUGACUCUCAUGGACAGCUUCCCCAUGAUAAAUAGGACUUGUGACAAUAGACGAAAUGUAAUUAAGACUCGUAGGUUGGGAGUUAGAGCAGAAAACGCCUUAAACUUAGUCGAAAAAAGACGUUCUGGGGGUGAAAAUUCAAAACAGCCCCCGCGCCACUGUAUGGCUGUCACAGAUAGCUUUCCCAUGACAAUUAGGACCUGUGACAACAGACGGAAUGCAAUUUAGACCCGUAGGUUGGGAGUUAGAGCCGAAAACGCCUUAAACAUAGUCAAAAAAAGGCAUUCUGGAGCAAAAAUUCAAAACAGCCCCCGAACCACUGUGUGACUCUCACGAAAAGCUUUCCUGUGACAAAUAGGACUUGUGACAACAGACAGAAUGUAAUUCGGACCCAUAGGUUGGGAGUUAGAGUAGAAAACGCCUUAAACUUAGUCGAAAAAAGGCGUUCCCGAGGUGAAAAUUCAAAACAGUCCCCUCACCACCGUAUGGCUAUCAUGAACAACUUCCCUAUCACAAUUAGGAUCUGUGACAAUAGACGGAAUGUAAUUUGGACCUGUAUGUUGGGAGUUAGAGCUGAAAACACCUUAAACAUAGUUGAAAAAGGGCGUUCUAGGGGCGAAAAUCCAAAACAG
Molecule: messenger RNA, 2399 nt
Organism: Camellia sinensis
Lineage: Eukaryota; Viridiplantae; Streptophyta; Magnoliopsida; Ericales; Theaceae
Source: RefSeq, a predicted model, not a curated record